AUCACUAGGCUAUAGGCUCUAUAAUCCCGAUUUUUGAUUUCAACUACUCAUGGGUUAGUUUAUUCGUCCGCAAUUGAUUACCAAAAAAAUUCCCAAUAUAAACCUAAUUUUUCCCCCUUUCGGAAUUUCUAAGAUUCAAUUCUUCACAAAUCCACCCAAGAUUAUCCUUUUAUUUUCGCAAAUCGAAGAACAACUUCCAUCUGAAACUAAAAUUCAUCAAAUCUUCAAAGACAAAAAUCUGGCUUCCGACUUCUGUAAAUCGCUGUUUCCACACAGAAGGACUAAAUCCCCGCCACUUCUCUCACUCCCACAAACUCGGAUGCUCCGACGAAGAAUGGAUAUCAACCCGUUUAAGUGUUGUUCGGGGCUCCGCUACUUGGGUUACUUGAUGAUCUUUAUGGUUUUAGCUAUCAUUGCCCUCUCUUAUUGGGCUGUCAUCGUCCUUGUUUGGGGGCCUAUAUUGAUCCACGGUGGUGCUCAGGCGGUUUUGGCUGCUUUCAUUGUCAUCAUCUUCCAUGUUCUUCUUAUACUAUUAACCUGGAGCUACUUUAUGGUUGUCUUCCGAGAUCCUGGUUCUGUUCCCCAAAACUGGGCUCCGGAAUUGGAUGGUAAUCUGGAGGAAGGUAAUCCGUCGUCAGCAUCUCCAUGGCCUGCAUCAAAUGGAACAGAGCGAAGAUCGACUGUGGGGUAUUGUAGCCGAUGCCAGAAUCCCAGGCCACCACGUUGCCACCAUUGUUCUGUCUGUCAAAAAUGUGUUCUCAAAAUGGAUCAUCAUUGUGUUUGGGUAGUUAAUUGUGUUGGGGCACGCAACUACAAGUUCUUUCUCUUAUUUCUUAUUUAUACAUUUCUGGAGACAACAUUGGACACAUUUGCAUUGCUUCCUAAAAUUAUUACAUUAUUUGGAGACGCAAAGAAACAUUCCGCCUCUCCCGGGAAUCUUGCUGUCACGGUUUUGGCAUUUGUUCUAAAUUUGGCUUUUGCCCUCAGUCUACUCUGUUUCGUUAUCAUGCAUGCAACACUUCUCUGGAGCAACACAACAACUAUUGAGGUACAUGAGAAGAAGAGGGAUAAAAAGGAAACAGCAUCCAAAUGGAAGUAUGACUUGGGUUGGAAAAAGAAUGUUGAGCAGGUCUUUGGCGUGAAAAAGGCGCUAUGGUUUCUCCCAAUGUUUACAAAGGAUGAUUUUGACAAUCCCUCACUACAAGGCACAUAUUUUCCAGUGCGUGAUGAUUCUGAGUCAUAGCAAACUGGUGAUUGGUGAGUGUAGAUUAGUCGAACCCUAGUGAUAUUAAGAAUGCCAACACACCAGCCAGAUGACGCCAUUGUAAUAUUCAAAGUUGAUGGUGACAUUGUCAUUGCAACAGCAGGAGCAGCAAAUUUAUUGUGCCAUAUUAUGUGUUUAUUUGAUCAUUCCUCUUACCUUACAUCAUCAUAGUAAAAAAUACAAGUAGGUUAUACUUUCUGGUUUACAGAACAAAGUAACUGUUAGUCUGUUACUGUUACAUUCAUUCUUGAGUGUAGAAAGUUUAUUUUUUACUGUCUA
Spinacia oleracea (spinach) is the source of this 1543-nucleotide messenger RNA. Its product is annotated as probable protein S-acyltransferase 12. Bases 320 to 1243 code for a protein of 307 amino acids. Gene Ontology annotation, molecular function: palmitoyltransferase activity. The record is from RefSeq and is a predicted model, not a curated record. Lineage: Eukaryota; Viridiplantae; Streptophyta; Magnoliopsida; Caryophyllales; Amaranthaceae. The transcript is spliced from 7 exons.